This is a messenger RNA of Tympanuchus pallidicinctus (lesser prairie-chicken), 1960 nucleotides long. It is a transcript of the gene NREP, whose product is annotated as neuronal regeneration related protein. Gene Ontology annotation, cellular component: cytoplasm; nucleus. The transcript has 4 exons. Gene Ontology annotation, biological process: regulation of neuron differentiation; axon regeneration; regulation of transforming growth factor beta receptor signaling pathway. The record is from RefSeq and is a predicted model, not a curated record. NCBI's taxonomy places the organism in Eukaryota, Metazoa, Chordata, Aves, Galliformes, Phasianidae. The coding region runs from base 47 to 421 and encodes 124 amino acids.
GCUACCUGAGAGAAACUGCAAUCCUAAGACUUAACAGAAUCUAAAAAUGGUUACUCCUGGGACUUUCAACACUUGCCUGAAAUACGUUGUGUGUGAAAAGGUCUGGUAUCUUAUGAGGGAGAUUUUCACUGCUAGGCUCAGCAGGAGAGCAAGUGGCAGAGGCUGUGAACUUUCCUCCACUUGGAGGACAAAAUCACAAUUUCUAGUCAUCUUUCUGGUUUAUCAGCCAAGGGAAAUGAUUUGGGUUAGCCAGAAAGUCUUCCCAACCAGCCAUGGAGAGGGAGGAUUUCUAAAGGGAUGUCUUCCCAUCUCAAAGGAAGUAAAUCGCAAGAAGGAAAGUGAAGUGGAAGGGGCAUGUUGGGCUCCACUAAAUGGCGAUGGUCACCAUUUCACCAAAAUCAAUUACCUCUACACUUUUUAGUUUUCCAUUUGUAUUACAUAUGGUGUAUGGGUUUGAUGAGGUCAUGGUGUCAUGUAUUGGGAAUUGUUUCUGUGUAAAUCAUCAAGUGUAUGAAGAAACUAUGGGACUCUGAGCCUUGCUUUAGAGAAUAACAGUGGACAAAUGUGUACCAUAAAACUAGGUUUAACAUUCUGACUCAAGCGAAAGCUCUCAGAAUUUCACACUGUGAAUCCAUGUUUACAAACAUUACAGGUGGGCCCUCAGGCCUGGUUCUACCACAGCAAUGUCUUCCACUACUCAAACUCCACUGCUUACAUGAAACUGGUAAACUACUCUCUCCAUUUUUACCAUCCCUAACUGCUUUUUGCAGAGGCUGAGAGUCCCCCUUUUUUUCAUUUAGAUGUAACAAACCUAGUAGUUUAUUUUCAUCAAUUGUCUGUAUAUCUCUAUAUUUUAUCCAUGUACUCUUUUGAUGUAUAGAAGUAGUAUGAAACUCAUGGUUUCCUUGUGGUAAGUGAUUGUGAUGCUGCCACGGGAUUUGAGACACUGAUGAAUGGUGCUAUUUUGGACUUUAAAUAUGCUCCUUGGCAAGGUAGCUCUGAUGGAGUUAUUUUUUAUUUCCAUGUUCUGAGAAGGUGUUGGUACUUUGUUUUUCUGAAUGUUGUUCUUUAGACUGGACUGACUUGUUUACUUGUGUCUUCAGUGUGGCUUUCUUAUUCAGUGCCGUAGGUGAGUAACUACUUAUAGUGUACAAGUGAGGAACUGAUUCCCUGUCAGGGUCCACUCACAAUCUUGCAGUUACAGUGGGAGCAAUCACAAAACUGUAAUUUAUAUAAAAUCUCCUUUCUGACUCCAAUCCACCUAACGGAGAAAAACAAGCAAUAAUUUUUAAGCAACCUCUCAAAAUCUGUUUUGAUUUUUGUCAUUUUUAAAGGCCUUUUUGGAAGAGGAACAAGUUUUAAAGUCCUCUUCUAAUAUAUAAAAUAGGGGAUAUUGUAAGAAACAUACUGCAGACUUCUGAGAGGUGAAGUCCUAUAGGGGAAAAGAGUACAUUCCCACAGCACUGUCAACAUAAAAGGUUUACAUUUUUGUUCUUGCUCCCAGAUAUCUAUCAGUACAAAAAAACACAAAAUACAAAACUAAACAGUAUCAUCUACUCAUGGGAUGUUGUUGUGUUAGACACAGUCUGAAAGCCCACCUUGAUUUUUUAUAUAAUUCUGUCUUUCAGCUCUUCCUUUCACAGGGCAGGCCUUGUUCUGAACUGUUCUAGCUUCUGACUGUUAAAUACCAAUGCAUGCACUGCACUUCCUUGAUUUCUUUCCCUUCCUCUCCUUCUGUAUCUCUUUUCUUUUCCAAUAGAUUAGAUUCAUCUAUUGUGCUGUAUAUAGAGCAACAAAUAAUAUUCAGCAGUUGUGGCAUUUAUGUAUAGUUGCAGUUGUGUACUGCUGAAAAUGCAGGCUUUUGUAACGAUGUGAUCUUUAAUAACGCACUACAAGUACCCAAUGUAUUUUAGCUAUUUUAGUAGGAUUUGUUCAAUAAAUAUGCAAGCUCUAAUGGUAA